Messenger RNA from Lipotes vexillifer (Yangtze River dolphin), 1116 nucleotides. RefSeq names its product glutathione S-transferase omega-2. The transcript has 7 exons. The record is from RefSeq and is a predicted model, not a curated record. NCBI's taxonomy places the organism in Eukaryota, Metazoa, Chordata, Mammalia, Artiodactyla, Lipotidae. Gene Ontology annotation, biological process: L-ascorbic acid metabolic process; glutathione metabolic process. Bases 338 to 988 code for a protein of 216 amino acids. Gene Ontology annotation, cellular component: cytoplasm. Gene Ontology annotation, molecular function: glutathione transferase activity; glutathione dehydrogenase (ascorbate) activity.
AUCCGGUUCCGUCCGCCGCGCUCCUGGACGUGCAUCGGGCCCGUCUUUCUUUUCACCUGCGCCGGGUUGAAUAAUCCUAGCUGCCAUCCUGGAUCACUCCCCCUCUACCUCGCCACUGCCCUGUUGCUCCAAAGCUGAAUAUGGGGCAAGAGGGGAGAGCCGGAGCGCUGCUGUCCUUGGAGCCUGCAGUGGCGGCAGCAAGCCACAUGGCCACAACUGUGAGCCUUGGUCACUGCGCAGACACCAGGAGAGGGUGACUGACAAUGCGACCAGGACGUUGGGGAAAGGGAGCGCCCCCCCAGGGCCUGUCCCAGAGGGCCUGAUUCGCCUCUACAGCAUGAGGUUCUGCCCCUACGCGCACAGGACGCGCCUGGUCCUCCAGGCCAAAGGCAUCAGACAUGAAGUUAUCAACAUUAACCUGAGAAACAAGCCUGAAUGGUACUUUACAAAGCACCCUUUUGGCAAAAUUCCUGUCCUGGAGAACAGCAAAUGUCAACUGAUCUAUGAAUCUGUCAUUGCUUGUGAAUACCUGGAUGACGCUUAUCCUGGAAGGAAGCUGUAUCCUUGUGACUCUUAUGAGCGAGCUCGCCAAAAGAUGUUAUUGGAGCUAUUCUAUAAGGUCCCACAUUUGACCAAGGAGUGUCUGAUAGCAUUGAGAUGUGGGAGAGAAUGCGCUGAUCUGAAGCUAGCCCUGCGUCAGGAGUUCUGCAACCUGGAAGAGAUUCUUGGCUAUCAGAACACAGUCUUCUUCGGUGGAGACUGUAUAUCCAUGAUUGAUUACCUCUUUUGGCCUUGGUUUGAGCGGCUGGAUGUAUAUGGAAUAGCUGACUGUGUGAACCACACCCCCGCGCUCCGGCUCUGGAUCGCAGCCAUGAAGCAGGACCCCACAGUAUGUGCUCUUCUCAUAGAUAAGAACAUCUUCCUCGGCUUCUUGAAUCUCUAUUUUCAGAACAACCCCGAUGCCUUUGACUAUGGGCUAAGUUGCUGAGCCUUGCAGUCCACCCAUUCGCCACCCAGAAUUCCCAAGCAUGUCGUAAUUCUGCAUCAGCACUUGUUUUGGUGGGGCAGUCAAUCUCUGUUCAUUUUUUUUGAGGUUCCCAAUAAACAUGGAGACAG